AUCGCUGCAGGCUAAAGGCUUGGGUGUUUCAACCUUCAUGCUUCAGAUUCCAAAUGGCCAGCCGGUUUCUGACUGGUGAACAUAGGCGCCUGCCUAUUUCUAGUUCAUCAGCUCCUGCACCUAACCCAGAGGGUGUACCUUUGGCCUCCAUCAUGGCAUCCGACAAAAGGUCGAGAAGAGGUCCGAAAGAAGGCGAUGCUUCUGGAAUGACCAACAUGAGCGGCCAGUCCCAUCCCAUUGAUGCGCACCGUUCCGUACUCCCCUUCUUCUUUGAGCAGAGACUGAUGGACAAUGGAGAGGCAUGCAAGGGGCUGGCCCUUUCUCUGUUCAGCCGUGACAUACGAAGCUCACACGCAAUCCACUACCACAUCUUCACCUCGGUCAUCAUUUGACACUGACAAAUCCCCGUGUGAUCACACUUCCCCUCUCCUCCGUAAUGCUGCCUGGAGCUUGGUCAUGCGGCUGAGGAACUCACAUCAAGGACCUUCUUGGACAAGGCUAGGCGAUUCUGUCGUUGCCCACAUCAUUUCAUGCCCUCUGGGAGCGAAAGUCAGCCUUGCUGGCGUGUUUGUACCAUCAUUAUCGUCUUGUACGACAAGCCCAUACACCAGCCCAAAGUACCAGCAAAAGUCGCCGAAAAGUGCCAAGAUGGAGCCGUCAAAGAUAGCACUGGGAAUCUUUUGCUUUCCAAAAAGGGACAUGCUUUCGGGUCAUCGAGCGCUUCGAUUGGUACCCCUUUUGCUGGUUCUGAAACGUGAACGGCAUCGUCGCCAGACUCCUACAUACAACUUCCCCAAAGCACUCUUCCUUCUCGCACCGUCUGCCACAGCGCUUGGUCCAUCAAGCGACUGGCACAACGUUGCCUUGGCAGACGCCGGUUUGGCAGACGCCCACUCCAGCGACCCUUUUGACACUGUCGUGGAACUAACAUUCUGGAAUAGAGGCUGAGGUGUAACCCCAUGUCGAAUACCAUCAAGACGAAAACCGUUUACCAAGGUCGACGACAUGCUCAUUACAUCACCCAGUCAGUCCUUGUCAAGUGACUUGAUGAUCAAUAUUCAAGAUUGGUGAGAGUGCGCAGCCUGCCCCAAAGGGGAAAAGCUCAGCUCCUUCACUGUGUCUUGAGGUUCUCCACGGCAGCCCCAGCCAAGUCCUCCCACGCAACGCCCACUUCUCAACGCUCCUACUUCUAGGGCUGGAACCAAUCCAGCAGAGCACAGCCCCAGACCUUU
Messenger RNA from Neurospora tetraspora, 1232 nucleotides. RefSeq lists its product as uncharacterized. The coding region runs from base 292 to 948 and encodes 218 amino acids. NCBI's taxonomy places the organism in Eukaryota, Fungi, Ascomycota, Sordariomycetes, Sordariales, Sordariaceae. The transcript has a single exon. The record is from RefSeq and is a predicted model, not a curated record.